AUCUAACUUUCCUCUUCCUUCUCUAAAACCCUAGAAUCCACAAGCUCCAUUAGGGUUUCUUUCACACCUUUUUUUUUUGUUCAAAAUGACUGCUGAUACCGUGAAUCCAAAAGCUUACCCACUUGCAGAUGCUCAACUUACUAUUACUAUUCUUGAUUUGAUUCAACAAGCUUUUAACUACAAGCAGCUUAAAAAGGGUGCUAAUGAAGGUCUGUUCUUGAUGUUUCGUUUUUUGGUUUAUUUGUUCUAUAAAGGUUUUGGGUUUGCUUUGUUGAUGGGUUUGUUUUUGAUUUGUUUUGUUUCAGCAACAAAGACUUUGAACAGGGGUAUUUCAGAGUUUGUAGUCAUGGCGGCUGAUGCUGAACCUCUUGAAAUCCUUCUUCAUCUUCCCCUGUUAGCUGAAGACAAGAAUGUCCCCUAUGUGUUUGUUCCUUCAAAGGAAGCCCUUGGCAGAGCAUGUGGUGUCACAAGGCCUGUCAUUGCUUGUUCAGUGACAAGCAAUGAGGGAAGCCAGUUGAAAACCCAAAUUACUCAACUCAAGGAUGCAAUCGAGAAGCUUCUAAUCUAGAGCUUUAUAUUACAAAAGAACCAAAAAUAUUGCAGGAUUCCCUUUGACGUGAUGGGCCUCUUUGUGUUACAGUACUCCGUUUUCCAGAGGCUUUGAUUGAUGAAGUUGUGUUGUGUUAUUAGUUAAAUUAAGUUUACCCUAGUCAGUAUUAUUAGAGUUUGUUAUCCAUAUUUUCCUUUAAUAUAAAGUUCGAAUGUGGUACAUUGAGAAAGCUUUUGUUGCUGCAUCUGGAUGAUUAAUGGAAUCUGCUUUUAUUUGUUAAAACACUGCCACUGUAUGGUUUAAUUGAUGAUAUAGCCAAUGAGAUUACUUAUGUGUC
Molecule: messenger RNA, 887 nt
Organism: Papaver somniferum (opium poppy)
Lineage: Eukaryota; Viridiplantae; Streptophyta; Magnoliopsida; Ranunculales; Papaveraceae
Product: NHP2-like protein 1
Exons: 3
Coding region: 86-568 (160 amino acids)
Biological process (GO): ribosome biogenesis; mRNA splicing, via spliceosome; maturation of SSU-rRNA
Cellular component (GO): U4/U6 x U5 tri-snRNP complex; box C/D methylation guide snoRNP complex; precatalytic spliceosome
Molecular function (GO): RNA binding
Source: RefSeq, a predicted model, not a curated record